UUGUGUAUUGAAGGGAAGCAUGAUUCAUCACGAUGAACAGGUAUAAAAGACAUAAGAAAAUGCUUCAUCGAUACCCACAACUCAUUUUGCUCAGCACCAACAAGAAGUCGUCAGAACCAUGAAAAUCGCGAUCGCAUUAGCGUGUUUGUUGGCAGUAGCUGCAGCCUUAGACCAGGCUGAACUAGUUGAUCAGAUGACCGACUUGGAUGCUGCUGAGGGCAAAUUCGGUGCGUACGGUGGUUACCGUGGAUACAGCGGUUACGGGGGCCGUGGCGGAUAUGGAGGACACAGCGCCUAUGGAGGAUAUAGUGGACACAGCGGCUAUGGAGGAUAUGGGGGACAGAGCGGACAUAAAGCCCGAUACGGACGCUCCGUCGAAGAAGAUGCCGUUGCAGACUUGAAUACAGCUGAAACUCGUAGAACCAGUUCCGGAGCAUAUCGUACGGCAUCCAGUGGAAACUACGGAGGAUAUUAUGGAGCAUCAAGCGGAAACUACGGAGUACAUUAUGGAGCAUCAAGCGGAAACUACGGAGGAAAUCGUGGAAGAAGCUACGGUACAUAUCCCAGUGGAAACUACGGUGCAUACGGUGGACGCUAUUACGGCUAAACACAAUCUUCCACGAACAUUCAACUUACCAUUUCUAAACGACAACUGUCAAUCAAAAUGUUACCGGCACUGUGGCACUUAUAUACUCUGCCUUAUCGGAUGUUUCCGUUAUCAACUUUUUUUUUGUGUCAAUAAACAAAAAGCAAUUUUUA
Molecule: messenger RNA, 759 nt
Organism: Daphnia carinata
Lineage: Eukaryota; Metazoa; Arthropoda; Branchiopoda; Diplostraca; Daphniidae
Product: keratin-associated protein 19-2-like
Exons: 2
Coding region: 119-607 (162 amino acids)
Source: RefSeq, a predicted model, not a curated record